This is a messenger RNA of Sebastes umbrosus (honeycomb rockfish), 2550 nucleotides long. RefSeq lists its product as uncharacterized. NCBI's taxonomy places the organism in Eukaryota, Metazoa, Chordata, Actinopteri, Perciformes, Sebastidae. The coding region runs from base 15 to 1757 and encodes 580 amino acids. The transcript is spliced from 2 exons. The record is from RefSeq and is a predicted model, not a curated record.
ACCACCAGGUUAACAUGGCGUACCACCGGGUUAACAUGGGGUACCACCGGGUUUACAUGGGGUACCACCGGGUUAACAUGGCGUACCACCGGGUUAACAUGGGGUACCACCGGGUUAACAUGGGGUACCACCGGGUUAACAUGGCGUACCACCGGGUUAACAUGGGGUACCACCGGGUUAACAUGGGGUACCACCGGGUUAACAUGGCGUACCACCAGGUUAACAUGGCGUACCACCAGGUUUACAUGGGGUACCACCGGGUUAACAUGGCGUACCACCGGGUUAACAUGGGGUACCACCGGGUUAACAUGGGGUACCACCGGGUUAACAUGGGGUACCACCGGGUUAACAUGGCGUACCACCAGGUUUACAUGGGGUACCACCGGGUUAACAUGGCGUACCACCGGGUUAACAUGGCGUACCACCGGUACCACCGGGUUAACAUGGGGUACCACCGGGUUAACAUAGCGUACCACCGGGUUUACAUGGUGUACCACCGGGUUAACAUAGCGUACCACCGGGUUUACAUGGUGUACCACCGGGUUAACAUGGGGUACCACCGGGUUAACAUGGGGUACCACCGGGUUUACAUGGUGUGCCACCGGGUUAACAUGGGGUACCACCGGGUUUACAUGGCGUACCACCGGGUUAACAUGGCGUACCACCGGGUUAACAUGGCGUACCACCGGUACCACCGGGUUAACAUGGGGUACCACCGGGUUAACAUAGCGUACCACCGGGUUUACAUGGGGUACCACCGGGUUAACAUGGGGUACCACCGGGUUAACAUGGGGUACCACCGGGUUAACAUAGCGUACCACCGGGUUUACAUGGAGUACCACCGGGUUAACAUGGAGUACCACCGGGUUAACAUGGCGUACCACCGGGUUUACAUGGAGUACCACCGGGUUAACAUGGAGUACCACCGGGUUAACAUGGCGUACCACCGGGUUAACAUGGAGUACCACCGGGUUAACAUGGUGUACCACCGGGUUUACAUGGUGUACCACCGGGUUUACAUGGUGUACCACCGGGUUUACAUGGAGUACCACCGGGUUUACAUGGGGUACCACCGGGUUAACAUAGCGUACCACCGGGUUAACAUGGGGUACCACCGGGUUAACAUGGCGUACCACCGGUACCACCGGGUUUACAUGGGGUACCACCGGGUUAACAUGGCGUACCACCGGGUUUACAUGGAGUACCACCGGGUUAACAUGGCGUACCACCGGUACCACCGGGUUUACAUGGGGUACCACCGGGUUAACAUAGCGUACCCCCGGGUUUACAUGGAGUACCACCGGGUUUACAUGGAGUACCACCGGGUUUACAUGGGGUACCACCGGGUUUACAUGGGGUACCACCGGGUUUACAUGGAGUACCACCGGGUUUACAUGGGGUACCACCGGGUUUACAUGGUGUACCACCGGGUUUACAUGGAGUACCACCGGGUUUACAUGGGGUACCACCGGGUUUACAUGGUGUACCACCGGGUUUACAUGGAGUACCACCGGGUUUACAUGGAGUACCACCGGGUUAACGUGGUGUACCACCGGGUUAACGUGGCGUACCACCGGUACCACCGUGGCGUACCACCGUGGCGUACCACCGGGUUAACGUGGUGUACCACCGGUACCACCGGGUUUACAUGGAGUACCACCGGGUUUACAUGGAGUACCACCGGGUUAACAUGGUGUACCACCGGGUUAACGUGGCGUACCACCGUGGCGUACCACCGUGGCGUACCACCGGGUUAACGUGGUGUACCACCGGGUUAACGUGGCGUACCACGACAGAGUCAACUGUUUAUCAUCUAUCUAUACACUAUGUAUUUAUUUAAAUAUAUAUUUAUACAAAACUAUUAAUGACUCAGGAUCUGUUUACAAGUAUGUAGAGGUGUAUUAUAUAAUGUUAUAUUAUGUUAUCUAUAUUAUUAAUAGUGACAGAGGAGAGGGAGAGAUAUGAUAUAUAAUAUAUAAUAUAACUUGAAUGAGUCGCUGGUCUCUUUUUAGAAAUAAAGUCUGUAAAUAAGCGAGUUGUCAACACUGUGACAGUAGGCAUUUGUGUGUGUGUGUGUGUGUGUGUGUGUGUGGGGUUAUUGUGACGGUGAACUUCCUGUGCUGCUGCUGUGUGACGGCGUUUUGAGUCCAGCUGUGGGUUCCGUUCUUAUUAAAGUGUAAUGUCACUAAAUAAAAAAGCCUUGUAUAUGUUUGUAUUAGUUAACUAAUGAACGCUAAUCAUCAUCAUCAUCAUCAUCAUCACUAACUGUAGCUUGUUCUUCUGUUGGUUGCCAUGGAGCUCCGUCUGUUUGCCUUACCGUCGAUCAGACGCUCCGCUUCAGUUCCUGUAAAGUUUAAACCCGUUUCAUUCUUUUUUAAAGUGCACUGUAUACGAAUGUUUUUCACUCUUAUGUGACCAAAGCUUCCAUUUCUGAUCCAAGAUGGAGAAAUAAAAACAGAUGAUUUAUGAAACGUUAAAGUUCAGCAGCUCUGUAAUCCACCGUGGUCAUCCUGAGACUCAAUAAAACUCUACGGACACUUUUCUUACAAA